AUGAAUUUCUUCAAGACGAAGCAGAGGACACCGCCUGAUCUCAUCAGGGCUCUCAGGGACAACAUCCUCAAGCUAGAGUCCGCCCCUCCGGGCGAGGCGAGGAAGAAGCAUCUGCAGGCGAUAAAGGGCAUGCUCUACGGCGAUGGCGACCCCGUCCCCGAACUGCUCGCCCAACUCGCACAAGAAACCUACUCGACAGACCUCCUCUACCUCCUCGUCGCUCACAUCGCCCGCUUCGACUUCGAGGCACGCAAGGACGCCGUCCAGAUCUUCAACAACCUCCUCAGAAGACAGAUCGGGUCGAGAUGGCCGACGGUGGAAUACAUCAGCAGCAAGAAAGAGGUGCUUUUCGCUGCGAUGGCGGGGUACGAGAACGAGGAGGUCGGCUUGAAUACGGGCAUGAUGCUGCGGGAGAUGUUGAGGCAUGAGAGUUUGUGCAAGAUUUUGCUUUACUCGGAGCAGUUCUACAAAUAUCCACACUAUAUCGAGACGACGACAUUCGGGAUCUCGUGUGACGCGUAUUCGUCCCUGAAGGACACGUUGACGAGGCAUAAGCCGAUGGUGGCGGAGUAUUUGGACAAGAAUUAUGAUAGGUUCUUCGCAUCCUUCACCACCCUCAUCCUCUCCACGAACUACGUCACCAAGCGACAGUCCCUCAAGCUCCUGGGCGAGAUCCUUCUCGACCGGGCGAACUUCAGCGUAAUGACGAGGUACAUCGCGAAUGAGGGGAAUUUAAAGAUGAUGAUGAAUUUGUUGAGGGACAAGAGCAAGAAUAUACAGUUUGAGGCGUUUCACGUGUUUAAGGUCUUCGUCGCGAACCCGAAGAAGCCGCCGCAGAUUGAGGCGAUAUUGAGGAGGAACAAGGAGAAGCUGCUUGUGUUCUUGAAGGGCUUCCAUAAUGAUAAGGACGAUGAGCAGUUCACCGACGAGAAGCAGUUCCUCAUCGUGCAGAUACAGCAACUGUAG
This is a messenger RNA of Stereum hirsutum FP-91666 SS1, 966 nucleotides long. RefSeq names its product mo25 protein. Gene Ontology annotation, molecular function: protein serine/threonine kinase activator activity. The coding region runs from base 1 to 966 and encodes 321 amino acids. The transcript is spliced from 7 exons. Gene Ontology annotation, biological process: intracellular signal transduction. The record is from RefSeq and is a predicted model, not a curated record. NCBI's taxonomy places the organism in Eukaryota, Fungi, Basidiomycota, Agaricomycetes, Russulales, Stereaceae.